AUGCUGCCUGACGCCUACGGGUGCGUUGUGGCGAACAGGUUCGGGGAUCUUCUCGACGACGACGCGGAUCCUUUCGACCUGAUUACCCAGGUGGAAGCCGAAAAGGAGAAACAGAGGAAGAAGAAAAAGGAGGAGGAGGAGAAGAAGAAGAAGACCAAGCAGAAGAGACCCGGCCAGAGGGAAUCCCAGAAGGACAGACGCCUCCCGAGAGGCUCCGACGCCGGUCAGGACCCGGUUCCGGUGCUGAAGCCAGGGCAGGCGUACCCUGCAGCGGGGAGUCAGAGUGGACAAGGCAAGGAGCAGGGCCAGAGGGGCAUGAAGAGGGCUGCCGCUGGCCAACGGAGGGCUAAACAAGAGGAGCAUCCACUGGAGCCUUCCACUGAUAAGCCCUCCUACAACCCAGACUCUUACGUGGAGGGUAGAGGGGGAUCCAGAGGCAGGAGGGGGGCGAGAUCUGGAGGAUACUCCAGGAACUCGGACGGCUUCAAUCAGAGAGGCAGGAGGGAAUUUGAUCGACACAAUGGAACUGGGAUAUCUCCUGAGGAAAAAAGAGGAGGCAGAGGACCGUGGAACUGGGGCGCAGCUGAAGAUGAUGCAGGUGAGCUAAUGGAGGUGACGCCUGAUGAAUCACCCAAGAAUGACGAGCCUCAAACACCCACAGAGGGGAAUCCAAAUGGCAACGCAGAAGAGGAAAAUGGCGAGAUUAUGGUCCAUGUUGCCAUGGAGAUGUCCCUGGAUGAGUGGAAGGCCAUGCAGGAGAUGAAACGUCCCAAAUCAGAGUUUAACAUCCGCAAAGCAGAGGAUAAGAUUCCCUCCAAGGCCAAGGUCAUUCACCAGUCGAAGAACCUGGAGAUCCUGAAGACUCCCAUGGAGGACGGGGAGGACGAGGGGAACUACCUUCGCAAGUCUGUUAACGACAUCACUUCCCUCUUGGACAUCAACUUUGGGAGUCUUGGCCGCCCCAGUCGAGGGGGCCGAGGAAGAGGGGGGCGCGGCGGACAAAGCGUUCGCUGGGAGGGGCCCAAACUCGCACCGGAGAAGGACGAACUGGCCCCCAACCCGGACGACCCAGAGGACUUUCCGGCGCUGUCGGCAGGAAAAUAA
Salarias fasciatus (jewelled blenny) is the source of this 1104-nucleotide messenger RNA. RefSeq names its product intracellular hyaluronan-binding protein 4-like. The record is from RefSeq and is a predicted model, not a curated record. Gene Ontology annotation, cellular component: nucleus; cytoplasm. Gene Ontology annotation, biological process: positive regulation of RNA splicing; positive regulation of translational initiation. Bases 1 to 1104 code for a protein of 367 amino acids. NCBI's taxonomy places the organism in Eukaryota, Metazoa, Chordata, Actinopteri, Blenniiformes, Blenniidae. The transcript is spliced from 8 exons. Gene Ontology annotation, molecular function: RNA binding.